Messenger RNA from Rhizophagus irregularis DAOM 181602=DAOM 197198, 2170 nucleotides. The record is from RefSeq and is a predicted model, not a curated record. Lineage: Eukaryota; Fungi; Glomeromycota; Glomeromycetes; Glomerales; Glomeraceae.
UUUCUUUAGAUAUUGCGAAUCGAUUGCAAAUAUUGUAAAGAUUUACACUAAAGGUUCACCAUAUUUUCAUGGUUGCUUCUUACAAAAAUUGAAAGAUUUAACGCAACGACUACUUGAACAUGGAGGAGGAGGAGGGUAAGCGAUUAAAAUCUACGUAUAUAAUUUAAUACGCAUUUGAGAUAAACAAAAUUUUUUGAUUUUCCAUAUUAUUAAUUAGCACCAAUGAAUCUUCUUCAUGGCUCUUUGCCAAAAAAAUGCCAAAAGCAACUCUCGAUUCUCUGUGGGGUUCAUUAGAAGGAAAGUUCAAUAAGUUUGUUGCUGGAGAUGUAAUAGAUGAAAAUGUUAGGAAAUCUUCAUCCUCGAGUACCUCCGAAACUAUUGGACCAUUUUCACAUUUUAGUUCCAUCACCCAUCCCACUUCUGAAGUGCCAUCUCGUAGUGUAUCUGCUUCAGACUUUCGUCCUAUCCCCAAUCCUACUGUAGAUAUUCGUCGUGCAACUACCCCGAGCGCAGUGGUUCAAAAACACUUAAAUGGAAAUCAGCGAAGAUCGUCAACUCCUGGUGUUGGACUAGUUAACGGUGGUUAUAAUGAUAAUUUUAGCCCUACUACAUCUGAUGGUCAAAAUACGAUUUCUUCCGUCCCUGAAAGAGAAUCUCUUGAAACGUCUCCAACGGAUGACAAAAACGGUUAUUAUGGACAUUUUAAAAGGCAGGACCAACAAUAUUCUGGUUCUUACGGGUAUUCCAGUUAUAAACAUUUUGAUAAUAACCAACAAUCAGUUACGGAUAAUGGAUAUGCAUACGGUGCUAGUUCUAAUGAACAACAGUCAGGCUAUAAUGAUACUCCAUUAUCGGAUUAUUCUGGUGUUGAAACAAAUAAACAAAAUCAACAUCAACAACCUAUUUAUUCAUAUUAUCAACCAUCGGAAGCGUCUUACAAAAAUGAUUCUGCAUGGUGGAAUGACCCAAAUUCUGAUUCUACCAAUAUAAUUGAGGAUCAAAAAGCAGACCAAACCCAAACUGAUGAUAUUGGUGAGGGUGAAUUCAUAUCUCUCAUGGAUAAUAAUUUUACAUUUGUUCCAGCACCAGCACCAGCACCAGCACCAUCAACGACAGGCACUUCAAAUCAAAAUAAUACUUUGGAUGAGGAUUAUGAUGAUUUGGGUUUAGGAAAUAAUUCGUUUGGAUCCAAAAAGAAUAAUGAUCAAACUACAGAUUCUGUGACUGACAUAAGCAAUAAUAGCCAUGAAACUAAACAUGAUAUUUCUCAAACAGAACAAAAAAAGGAAGAAAAGCAGGAUGAACAACAGGAAAAGAAAGGAUGGUUUGGAAGAUGGUUUGGAAAGAAAGAAGGUGGCAAAACUGCUAAUUUAGGAGAAGAAAGUUCAUUUUACUAUGAUCCAGUUCAAAAAAGAUGGAUUAAUAAGAAGGCUGGUAAUGAGCCUAAUAAUACAUUAAUGCCACCACCACCUCCUCCGCAACGUUCAAAAACAACAUCACCUCAGUCCUCAUAUUCAGCGAUGAGUUCAAAUCCUAACAGACAAUCAUUACCUCCUAUGGAUAACAAAAAUCUUGCAGGCCCGCCAAUUAGUGCUACACCACCACCACCAAACAAAGGUGGCCGUGCAUCAAGUGCAAGUAUGAGACGGGGUGUCAGAAGAUAUGUGGAUAUAAUGAAUCAACCACCGCCUAAUUAAAAUUGAAGUAAUAUUUAAUGUUAAUAGGUUCCAUGUAAACAAAUUAACAUGGGUUGUAUGAUAUAUUUUAUUUACUUUAUUUUUGUAUUUUAUUAAACCAAAACAAGACAAUGCAAUUUCUUUAGAACAUCAGUUUAUUUGAUUUUAUUAUUUAUUUUUUAUUUUAAUAAUUUGGUUUUAAUUUUAUUUAUUUGUUAAAUUUAGCUGACAAAAAAUAAAUAAAUUUGUAAUUAACAAAAAUAUUAUUAUAGAUAAUAUUCCAUUAAAAUUCAGAAAAUGCUUAAUAGGAUCCAGACAAUUAUAAUAACAUUAUACUGAAAAUUCAUCGUUAUUAUUUAUAUUAAUAGUAAAAAAAUAUACAAAAUUUUUCAUUAUUAUAUGGAUUUAUUUAUUAGAAAAAUUUAUUUUUUUUUUUUUUAUAUUAAAUUAUAAGUCAACUUAUUGAGAAGACUAAAGAAAACUAAUGGUUUUUC